Molecule: messenger RNA, 429 nt
Organism: Esox lucius (northern pike)
Lineage: Eukaryota; Metazoa; Chordata; Actinopteri; Esociformes; Esocidae
Product: C-type lectin domain family 4 member M-like
Exons: 2
Coding region: 16-429 (137 amino acids)
Source: RefSeq, a predicted model, not a curated record
CUGCAAGAAACAGAAAUGUUGAAACAAUCAUUAGUUCUAAAAGGAUGUCCACCAAGAUGGAAGAGGUUUGCUCGCAGCUGUUACUUCAUCUCCACUCAGAAGGGGACUUGGAAGAACAGCAGACGGGACUGUCAGGGUAGAGGAGCCGACCUGGCCGUCAUCACCAGCCCUGAGGAGCAGGCCUUCAUGAAAUCCCUGAACUACGGAGCCUGGCUCGGCCUGACAAGCGCGGACGCCGAGGGGGCCUGGAUGUGGGUGGACGGUACCACACUGACCACUGGGUACUGGAACCAAGGGGAACCAAGCAACGCGGGAGGAACCGAGGAUUGUGUUCACUUGUACCUUGUUGAUGGCAGCCCGCUGAGGGCUUGGAAUGAUGCGCCAUGUUACCGCGACAACCACUGGAUCUGUGAAAAGCCGCUGGGUUAA